Molecule: messenger RNA, 727 nt
Organism: Protopterus annectens (West African lungfish)
Lineage: Eukaryota; Metazoa; Chordata; Ceratodontiformes; Protopteridae
Gene: NDUFB5
Product: NADH:ubiquinone oxidoreductase subunit B5
Exons: 6
Coding region: 55-609 (184 amino acids)
Source: RefSeq, a predicted model, not a curated record
CCCCUCUGACAUCAAACUACAUUGUAAUAAGUGCAAAGCUGUUCCUCAACUAGCAUGGCUGGCAUGAGUCUUUUGAGGGUUGUUGCAGGCUUUGCUGGCAGGUUCAACACUAUAAGAUCAGGAUUUGUAAAGGGACAUUUUCUCAAGACACCACUACAGCCAAAUAACGUUGUUGUUCGACAUGGUCAUGGAAAAGCAAUGUUUGUCAUUAAACCCACACAAUUUUAUGACAGAAGAUUCCUCCGCCUGCUUACUUUCUAUAUCCUUUUGACUGGAAUACCAGUUACAGCCUUUAUAACCUUUGUCAAUGUUUUCAUAGGUGAAGCGGAACUUGCAGAGAUCCCAGAGGGCCAUGUUCCCGAAUACUGGGAAUAUUAUAAGCACCCCAUCACCAGGUGGAUUGUUAGGAAUGUCUUGGACCCCCCAGAAAAGGACUAUGAGAAAAUGAUGGCAGUGAUCCAGAUUGAAAGUGAAAAGGCAGAAAUGAGAGGUAAGCAGCUUGAAGUGCGUAGACUGAUGCGAGAAAGAGGAGAUGGACCCUGGUAUUUCUAUGAAACAGUUGACAAAAAUCUUAUUGAUCAUUCUCCAAAAUCAACUCCUGAUAAUUAAGUACUUUGUAAUGUAAAUUAAAUAGUUUGGACCCAAAAGUAUGUUUGAAUUUCAUAGGCAACUUUAAAUUAUCUGAUGUUUCUGUUUCUUAUUCAGAGUAAAAAUGCUUAUUUCAAGA